GACUGUAGCUCCCUUUCACGCAGCUUGUGUGGAAGCUUUGAGUUCGCAGUUUUGUUGACUCAACUUUUAAAGCUAGAUUCUUCGGUAAGUUUAAGACCCUUAUAGGGAACUUGCAGACCAAAAAUCGACGGAGAAGCAACAAACCCGAAGACACCAGCUCAAAGGUCUGCUGCUAACAGGAAGUUGUUCACGUGAUUUAACAAAUAAAGUUCAGGAUGGACAGGAAGCAGUGUUGUGUGAAGCUGUCGGUUCAGCCAUCCAGAGGGCUCAUGGAUGAGAAAUUCAUUGUCCUCGUCCAGAAUGCCCUGCCUGGUUCCCAACUGACCAUCCGUGCCCUGCACCAGUGUGAAGAUGGACACAGCUGGGAAGCGUUUGGUCACUACACUGCUGAUACCACAGGGACCAUCAAUGUUUCAGAGGAUCCCAGUAUAGGUGGGACAUAUUCCGGAGUCGAACAGAUGGGUCUACUGUGGAGCUUCAGACCAAUUCCAGGCAGCAAAUCUGGACUGAGGAUGCGAAAGAAGAACAUCCAGACUCCCAUGGAGGUCACAAUUUCUGUUUACCAGGGUCACCAGACAGAGGGCUUCGCAGAUCUGGUGCCAUUCUCUGGUGUGGCGGUGGAGCGCUGGUAUAUGGCACCUGGUGUGCGUAGGAUUCCAGUUACAGAAGGUGGACUCAACGCAGCCCUUUUUCUGCCCUCGGGUCCUGGACCUUUUCCUGGCCUGCUGGAUCUAUGGGGGGGUGGAGGGCAGUUGGUGGAGUACCGUGCAGCGCUCUUGGCCUCUCAUGGAUUCGCUAGUAUGGCCAUCGACUACCUGACCGCUAAAAUCACCAUGGAAACUGGAAAGAUGGUGGACAACCAGUAUUUUGAGACAGCCUACAGAGUCCUGCAGCAACAUCCUCAGGUCUGCGGCAGCAAGAUCGCCAUGAUAGGUCUUUCCUUUGGCACCAGUAUCACCCUCAAGAUGGCUGUUUACUCUGAAGUUAUAAAACUCAGUGCUGCAGUCUGUAUCAGUGGGAGUCAUGUGCAGCCAGUUGAUGGAUCUGUGGAAGAAAUAUUGAGAUUCUUUCAGAAAAAUGGUGAAAAGACUCGCUUCAGUGAAAAGAACGAGGUGAUCUGGCGAGAUCUGCUGUUGCCCAUCCCCACCGACCCUUCACUCAAAGUCAAUGUGGGACGGCUACAGUGUCCUCUGCUGCUGGUUGUAGGUGAGGAUGAUCAGAACUGGCCAUCCCAAGAGUCUGCAUUGGAUAUUAAGGAAAUGAUGGCACGAGCGGGGAACAGUCAUCUGCUCACUGUCCUGUCAUACCCAAAUGCAGGUCACUUGAUCGAACCGCCCUACACACCACAUGCCAGAUCUAGCACCUUCAAAACUGUUGAAAUAGAAGAGAAGGUGAUGUGUCUGUGGGGUGGACAAACGGUGGAACAUUCUCGAGCUCAGGAGGAUGCCUGGAAAAAGAUGGUGGUUUUUCUCAGAGAGAAUCUGUAUGGUGGCAGAAAGCCUACCUCAUUUUCUCACCUGUAGUCAAGAUGAUGACAUGAGUUCCAAAGUCAAUCCAAGAUGAAAAUAUUUGGCUAAAGACAUAGUUAGGUGAGACGACAAUGGAAGCUCUUCUGUGGCAAUCAGUAUAUAAUGCAUUGCUAUGAAGAUAUUGAUUAUGACCUUUGGAUUCAGUUUCAAUAUUACUUAUUAAAAAUGUCUUCUUAAUAGAAAUAGUUAACGGGUGUAAUGGCUUUUGUAGUAGGAAGCUGCCACUUCAUAUGAUCAUUAAAUCAUAAACUACUUUUACAGAAAGACAAGCAGAGACAAUUGUUCCCCCACCAAAUACUCACACAAACCAAAAUAUCUUCCUGCACUAUACCGAUUUAACAGGAUAAACUGGAUAAGGUGCACUGCUUUUUGACUGAUGAAUUCUAAAAUGUUUUUACUACUAUAAUUAAAUAAAUAUCUAAUAUAUUACAAAAAAUUAUUAGUGAAAAUGACAAGUGGUGAAGAAAUUUUUCAAACCAUUCCUUUAGGAAAAGAAGCAAUAAAAUACUGAAAGCACAUCAGUACACAUAAAAAUGUACUACUGAAAACUGUGCAUUCAGACUGACUAUAAGUUUAAUUUCCAGCAUCAAAUUCUAUACAUCAUGUCUGCAGUAGUUGUCCUUUGGGGAUCUCUGGAAAAAAGUUGUUUGUGAAAAAUAAAUAUGUU
Pundamilia nyererei is the source of this 2196-nucleotide messenger RNA. Its product is annotated as acyl-coenzyme A thioesterase 4-like. Gene Ontology annotation, molecular function: fatty acyl-CoA hydrolase activity. Gene Ontology annotation, biological process: fatty acid metabolic process; acyl-CoA metabolic process. NCBI's taxonomy places the organism in Eukaryota, Metazoa, Chordata, Actinopteri, Cichliformes, Cichlidae. The transcript has 11 exons. The record is from RefSeq and is a predicted model, not a curated record. Bases 216 to 1523 code for a protein of 435 amino acids.